AUGGCGGCUCACCAUCACGACGGGCCUAGCCAGCCCGUGGCGAAGCGAGCAAGGGGUGCUAGCCGCACAGAAACGCCGGGUGCUCCCUUCGCUCUGCCAGAGCCGGAUGUUGAAGAUGCCCUGGCACAGUUUCCGUCGGCCUCAUUGCUGAACGGAACUUCUCGGCCUCUGGGACUCACACGCCAGAAGCCGUUCGCGCAGCGGACCGGGCGCUGGGCCAGGGGAGGAUACUAUCGCGGCGGACAGAAGCCGGUUGUUCAACCCGUUGGACAACCGGAACUUGCUAUGGUUCCUGGCAUAGCAGGGCUUCCCGCUACCGCAAUGUCCACCAAAACCGGUGCGACUUCGGAGCACGACGCCAUCCCUGUUCCUCUCGAGACAGUUGUCGUCGUCGUCGUCGUCGCCGCUGCCGCCGUCAACGCCACCGAUGUGGAGAAGGCCCGGGAGUCUUUCGUGCGGAGCUCGUUCGCUGCAGUCGUGGCCGCUUCGGCCCCUCGACUAGCAACAGCAAGCCCUCGACCAGCAGGCUCGACGGUCGCUACGGCCGCUCGUCCUGGUCUAAAGACCAGGCGAGCGUACCGCCGCUGGCUCGACUUCUCGGAGCUCCCAUCCACUCCUCAUUGA
This is a messenger RNA of Tricharina praecox, 624 nucleotides long. RefSeq lists its product as uncharacterized. Lineage: Eukaryota; Fungi; Ascomycota; Pezizomycetes; Pezizales; Pyronemataceae. The record is from RefSeq and is a predicted model, not a curated record. Bases 1 to 624 code for a protein of 207 amino acids. The transcript has a single exon.